Messenger RNA from Nanorana parkeri, 1735 nucleotides. RefSeq names its product ceramide synthase 1 (gene CERS1). The record is from RefSeq and is a predicted model, not a curated record. Gene Ontology annotation, biological process: ceramide biosynthetic process. The transcript is spliced from 7 exons. Lineage: Eukaryota; Metazoa; Chordata; Amphibia; Anura; Dicroglossidae. The coding region runs from base 341 to 1426 and encodes 361 amino acids. Gene Ontology annotation, cellular component: membrane. Gene Ontology annotation, molecular function: sphingosine N-acyltransferase activity.
UCCCCUUUACUGCUACAACCACAUCCUGCACCACUGCUCUGCUCAUACGAUCUAGAGAGAUAAGGCAAUAAGAGAGGUAGCAGAGAGCACCCCUUCCCAUCUGCAUGUUCUACAGGGGUUCAGGCUUGCCAAAGGGUGGCUGAUGUCUCUGCAAAUCCCUGCUCCUCGAUGGAUGGCUAGGUUUUUAUGGAUGACUUGCAGCAUUUGUUCUUUCCCUUGCGUUUGUGCUAUUUAUUAAUGUACCAAGCCGGUUUGGAGCAGCUUUCGUCAAAAAAAGGAAAAAACACAGUGCCAGCAGUAUUUUAGAAGAACAAAGUAAUCGAUUGUAAUUGUGUCCGUCAUGGAGCAAGAGCAUAAAAUACAGAACAUUCAGAUUCCUUCCUCCUUAGGGUAUGUGGACCUUCUCAUCAAGAGUGGGGAACGGUUCCUUGGUGCUCUGAAAGAAUGUAAAGACUGUGGCCUGACAUCUUCUUGGAAUACGUUACAAGCCCAUGCCAAAUUCACCUGGAUGGAGAUUCUGUGCAUGGUUGUGUGUGCCCUGGCAUUGACGGGUCUCCGAAGAGCGACCACCAAAUGGAUCUUCCAGCCAUUUAGUAAAUGGUGCCGACUGCGGCCAAAAGAAGCAGAGAAAGUUCCGGAGAGUGCCUGGAAAUUCCUUUUCUACUGUGCAUCAUGGUUCUAUUGCUCGUACCUUCUCUUCUUCACCAAGCACAACUUUUUUCAUGACCCACCCUCUACCUUCCGCGGUUGGACAUCAGGAGCAGAUGUUCCCUUGGAAAUUGCACUUCUGUAUCUGGUUCAAGGCAGUUUCUACGCACACUCAACAUAUGCAACCCUGUAUUUGGAUGCAUGGAGAAAAGACUCUGUUGUCAUGAUUCUGCACCAUCUAGUCACUUUUAAUCUAAUUAUUUUCUCCUAUGCCUUCCGGUACCACAACAUUGGGAUUCUGGUACUUUUUCAUCAUGAUGUUAAUGACAUAGUAUUAGAAUUUUCCAAACUAAACGUCUACUUCAAGACAAGAGGUGAAACCUACCACAGAGUUAACAGCAUCAUUACGGAAAUCGGAUCUGUCCUGUUUAGCGUGAGCUGGUUCUGGUUCCGACUCUACUGGUUUCCAAUGAAAGUGCUUUAUGUCACAUGUUGUUCCAGCCUUGAGUCUAAUCCAGACAUCCCUUUUUAUUUCUUCUUCAAUGUUCUGCUAUUUGCACUGACACUCAUGAAUAUUUAUUGGUUUCUGUACAUAGUGAUGUUUGUCAUGAAAGUGGUAACAGGCCAAGUGAAAGAAGUGAAUGAUGUCCGGGAAUAUGAUAUCUCUGAAAACCAGAAAGCAGAAGUCUCCAAUGCUUUUAAAGAUUUUUCACACAAGAACACAUCGGAUAGCAAACAUUCCCUGGUAAAUGGUUUUGUAAAGAAUAAGAGGGUAUAGCAGCCGCAGAGCGGUGUUCCCACAUGCACAGAUCCCACGCUCUUAUCGCCGUCCAGUGAAGACGUUUUCAUGUUUACUGUCAACAAUGUGUUACAACAAACUGACAUUUGUUUUAAUUUAACCACUGUAUUGUCAGAUCCGCUACAUAACUCUCCCAAUCAUGAAACUAGAGUAUUAAUGUGUUAUCGACCAUUAAUACCUUUUUUAUUUAUUUUUUUAAGUUGCAUUUGCUGCAGAAUCUAAUGAAAUGUUACAGUAUUUCUUAAAUAUAACAAACUAAAAAUAAUAGUGUUUUGGGGUUUUUUUCUU